GGUAGGACUGGAGGGAGGCGGCGGGCCCGGGGCUGGGGCCUUGACUUGAGACCGGGCUUGGGCCCAGAGCAUGUUCCAGAUCCAAGAGUUUGAGCAAAGCGAGCAGGAAGACUCCGGCCCUGCAGAUCGGGGCUUCUGCCCCAGCCCCACAGGGGCCCGGCUGGGCAACCACCCGAGCACGGCCCCCGAUCUCCGCUGGGAAGCCGGCCACCAGCAGGGACAGCUGGCCGGUAGCAGUCAGCAUGGAGGCGCUGGGGCGGCGGAGACCCGGAGCCGCCACAGCUCGUACCCCACGGGGUCCGAGGAGGACGAAGAGCCCUUCGAGGAGGACCUCAGCCCCUUCCGGGCCCGCUCGCGCUCGGCGCCCCCCAACCUCUGGGCUGCCCGGCGGUACGGCCGCGAGCUCCGCAGGAUGAGCGACGAGUUCCAGGGCUCCUUCCAGGGACUUCCCCGCCCGAAGAGCGCGGGCACCGCGACGCAGAUGCGGCAGAGCCCCAGCUGGACGCGCGCCAUCCAGUCCUGGUGGGACCGGAACUUGGGGCGGGGAGGCUCCGCCCCCUCCCAGUGACUUCCGCCCUCCUUGACCCGGCGGCGGCCAUCUUUGUCGCGGGCGGAAGCAGCGCCCUCACCAGCAGCUCUCUGCGACUCUCCUGCAGAAAAAGGUUCGGUUCUUCCAGGCUCUGGAAGGAGGCGUGCGGAUCCGCGCCACGAUCCCUUCCCCGGGACCAGCGAGGACCACGGAGGGCUUGGGAAGUUUUUGGAAAUUCAUCCCCCUGCUUCUCGGGGGCCGGGCCUGGCGGGCCAGCGUACCCCUGGAAACCCACCCCUGUCCUGUCCUCCCCGAUGAGGCUCCGGGCCUGGUGCUCGCCCGCUCUCAGCCCAGUUGCAAAUAAAGCCCCAGUCUGUGC
Suncus etruscus (white-toothed pygmy shrew) is the source of this 908-nucleotide messenger RNA. RefSeq names its product BCL2 associated agonist of cell death (gene BAD). The record is from RefSeq and is a predicted model, not a curated record. The transcript has 4 exons. Lineage: Eukaryota; Metazoa; Chordata; Mammalia; Eulipotyphla; Soricidae. Gene Ontology annotation, biological process: apoptotic process. Bases 71 to 568 code for a protein of 165 amino acids.